GGAGCCGCCCUGCCCUGCUCAGCCCAGCCCACGUUGCUGCUUAGAUUGAAAUGCAGAACUCAAGCCUCUUUCAUCGGGGCACAGACUUCCUUUUACUUCUUCCUUUUGCCCUCUCGCCUCCUCCUCCUGGGAAGAAGCGGAGGGGCCGGCGGUCGGCCGGGAUAGCAACAGGCCGGGCCACUGAGGCGGUGCGGAAAGUUUCUGUCUUGGAGUGCGGAACUGGGGCCGGGUUGGUGUACUGCUCGGAGCAAUGGAGCCAGCCUUCGGGGAGGUGAACCAGCUGGGAGGAGUGUUCGUGAACGGGAGGCCGCUGCCCAACGCCAUCCGGCUUCGCAUCGUGGAACUGGCCCAACUGGGCAUCCGACCGUGUGACAUCAGCCGCCAGCUACGGGUCUCGCACGGCUGCGUCAGCAAGAUCCUGGCGCGAUACAACGAGACGGGCUCGAUCUUGCCAGGAGCCAUCGGGGGCAGCAAGCCCCGGGUCACUACCCCCACCGUGGUGAAACACAUCCGGACCUACAAGCAGAGAGACCCCGGCAUCUUCGCCUGGGAGAUCCGGGACCGCCUGCUGGCGGACGGCGUGUGCGACAAGUACAAUGUGCCCUCCGUGAGCUCCAUCAGCCGCAUUCUGCGCAACAAGAUCGGCAACUUGGCCCAGCAGGGUCAUUACGACUCAUACAAGCAGCACCAGCCGACGCCGCAGCCGGCGCUCCCCUACAACCACAUCUACUCGUACCCCAGCCCUAUCACGGCGGCGGCCGCCAAGGUGCCCACGCCACCCGGGGUGCCUGCCAUCCCCGGUUCGGUGGCCAUGCCGCGCACCUGGCCCUCCUCGCACUCCGUCACCGACAUCCUGGGCAUCCGCUCCAUCACCGACCAAGUGAGCGACAGCUCCCCCUACCACAGCCCCAAGGUGGAGGAGUGGAGCAGCCUGGGCCGCAACAACUUCCCCGCCGCCGCCCCGCACGCGGUGAACGGGUUGGAGAAGGGAGCCCUGGAGCAGGAAGCCAAGUACGGUCAGGCACCAAAUGGUCUCCCAGCUGUGGGCAGUUUUGUGUCAGCAUCCAGCAUGGCUCCUUACCCUACCCCAGCCCAAGUGUCGCCUUACAUGACCUACAGCGCUGCUCCUUCUGGUUAUGUUGCUGGACAUGGGUGGCAACAUGCUGGGGGCACCUCAUUGUCUCCCCACAACUGUGACAUUCCGGCAUCGCUGGCGUUCAAGGGAAUGCAGGCAGCCAGAGAAGGUGACUUUCUGGCAACGUCUUUGUCUCUGUUUGGUGGUGGGCUGCUCGGGCUCCUGGACCUGGACUUGCCCCCAAAUUUUGUGUAUGCAGUGAAGGCUUCAACAUCUCAUGAAGGACACUUUCUUUCUACAGCAGAGGACACGAAAAACAGAUAAAACAAGCCAGUCUCCCAUUUUGUACCUAAUCAAACAACACACAUGCUAAGCAUAUAAAGACAAGAGGGUGGAAAAUAUCUGAACAAGAAGGCUCUAAAGGAAGUCACUUAGAAACUUAAGUUUAAUGUGAAAUGUUUUGCAAAGAUGCUUAAAAUGAACUUUGUGUUAAGAAAACCACUGUGAAACUAAAUUGUACUAUUAUUGUUGGCUUACCUGUGUGUUCAGCAAUCUCAGCCCCAAAUAAUGUUGUAAUUUAAAGAAAAUGGAAAAUUCUGCUCUAAUGAAUGUAACAAUGGCUUGCUGUGAAGUUUACAUUGUUGUACAGAAGCAUGUUUCGCAUGUAGGUAAAUUGGUGGUGGUACUAGAAAUACAAUGUUAUUUAAUUUUAACAAAUUCCCUUUAUUCAUUUCUGAAAUUACAGGACACAGUUUAACUCAUAAACCUUUCUAGACCAAUUUAUUUUUCACUUUAAUGUUAAUAACAGUUGUGGAGUAUAUGUGUGUGUGAGCAUGUGAGUAUGUGUUGUAUUUUAAAACAAUUGAUUUUCUGGGGCAAAAUUCUACAGUUUUUAAUCCCUUCUGUUUAGGAAGUUCUUCCUGUUUGGCAAUAUAGGCUUAAAAAUAUGUUUUUAGGACAUUGGUACAAUUCAGCUGUUGGAAAAUUAAUAUAUUGAGGGUUUUUUGGUACUAAUUCUGUGCAAUAACUAAAAGAGCACCUCACUGGAUAUGGAUGUUGAAGAUGGAUUCCCUAGGUGAUUUUAAUUUCUUCCCGUCUGUGCUGUGCACAGUCUACAUGGCAAUGCGGUUCCACCACAUCGGUUUCGUGGCUUCGUUUAAAACUCAGAUGGCUAGAUUAGUUAGGUUUUCAAAUCACUAGGAUGUAAACAGUAAGCAGAUUUCUGACACACAAAUUAUGUUAGAGUGACUGCUUUUUUCAGACAGCAGAUAUCUUAUAGAGAGCUUUGAACUGCAUUUAUUUCUAAAGCAACCGAAAUUCAGUGCUACAAAUAGAGGAUUAUAACUUCAGGAGAAGAAUAAGCAGAAGGAGCAGAUGAACUCUCAGGGCCAUGGUCUUCCUUUGAUCUUGUAAAACUUCCACUGACAUUUGGAGUUCCCAGUCUGGUGAGAAAAUAGACUAUAAACUGAAUGGAACAAAGAUCCAAUCCAAUAUUUUGGUGGAGACUUUAAAACCAUACCAUACAGGGACUCUCCUGUCAUCUGAAAAACUGAUGUAAGGUACAGAACUAUUCUUUAUCAAAUGUUUUUAGGUGGCUGUUAGGGGGCUUUAAAAAAUAUUACUUGCUUGUGUGGAAAUGCAAAUAAUGUUAUUUUCUUUAUCUAAAUUAAGAAAUCUCUUGUUAUUGUGCUAUUUAUACUUUUUUUCUGGUUCUUGUAUUUUAAAAAGUCUAAUAUUAAUGGUAUUGAAGUUUCCUUUUCUCCCUCUAGGUCUUAACAGUGAAUUCACAUGGAGUAAUUUUUAAAAGAUAACAGAUACAAUUUGCUAUUCAAAGAAAAUUAUGAUUUAAAGCCACUUUUUAAAAUACGAGAAGGAAAAUAGGAUGGAUUAAAGAAGGGUUAACUUUUAAAGAUUAUUAUUAUUGGUUAAUGUUGACAUAUUGCCUCUAUCUCAUAGAUGGUAAAAGUGUUGCUUUUAAACUGGCAAAUGCACUCUUCAGAAAUCCUUUUCUAUCUGAUCCACAUGGAGAGGUUAAAGGUUCAAUUUCAUGGCCUCUAUGCAGGCAGCGCUCUCAUUGGAUGUAAGAAUAUUACCUGCAAGGAUAGAAUGCAGUUGUGCAACAGAGACACAUUCUUAUUUCUCUUUUUUCACAAUUUUGUUUUGUUUUUAAUGACCCUUUUAUUGAAUAUUGGACUGAAAUAUAAAUUUUAAAAAACACGUUGGAAAGGAUGUACAACAGAAGGCUAUGUAUGUAUAUACAGUAUGUCAAAAGCCUUUUAUUUUUAUACUUCAAAUGCUCUAAAUUAAUAAAAAGUAAUAAUUACCAUGUUA
Molecule: messenger RNA, 3406 nt
Organism: Pan troglodytes (chimpanzee)
Lineage: Eukaryota; Metazoa; Chordata; Mammalia; Primates; Hominidae
Gene: PAX9
Product: paired box 9
Exons: 5
Coding region: 251-1399 (382 amino acids)
Biological process (GO): anatomical structure development; regulation of transcription by RNA polymerase II
Molecular function (GO): RNA polymerase II cis-regulatory region sequence-specific DNA binding; DNA-binding transcription factor activity, RNA polymerase II-specific
Source: RefSeq, a predicted model, not a curated record